AUGGCGCUCUUUGCAUCGACGCAGCCCCAGCUCCAGUCCUUCGACGCCGGCGCCUGCGCCGCCGCCACGUUGAACUCGUGCCUCGUCGCCUGUCCCACCGGCGCGGCGAGCCUCGCGACGGCCUCCGGCGCCAUCGUCGGCGUCGAGGGCCUCGAGCACGCGCAGACCCAGCUCCUCAAGGCCGCGGGCCCCGGUGCCGUCGCGCACGCGUGGUCCGCCGACGGCGGCUGCGUCGCGGCCGCCGCGCGGCGCGGCGUGUCCGUCGCGACCGCCGGCGGCGCCGCGACGCUCGACCCCGUCGGCGAGGUCAAGGACGUCGCCGUGCGCGCGCUUCCCGACGGCGCCUACGAGGUCGCCGUCGGCACCUUCGCGGGCGUCGAGCUUUUCAAGAUGGCCGCCGACGGCGCCGCGGCGCCCGGCGUGAUUUUGGGCGAGGGCCGGUGCGCGGUGAAAGUCGCGCACGCGGACGGCGGCGGCGUCGUCGCCGCCUUCCUCGACGGCUUCCUCGCGCGGCUCCCCGGCGACGCCUGGACGCUCGCGCUGCCGGACGGCCGCUGCACGGCGCUGGCGGUGUCGGGCGACCUCGGCGCCGCGGCGAGUUGGCACGGAGGGGUUCUCGGCUUCGACGCGCGGACGGGCGCGGCGCGCUUCGCGGUCGCCGGCGCCGCCGGCGAGCCGGCGCCGCGCGCGCUCGCGGUCCGGAACCGCGCGGUCGCCGUCGCCGGCGACGGCCUCGCCGCGUUCUACGACGACGCCGGCGCGGAGCUCGGCCGGCGGGCCUUGGACCCGCCGACGGUCGCGGGCCUCUGCUGCCUCGGGCCCCGGCUGCUCCUGGCGCUCGAGGCGCGCGACGACAAGGCGCCGCGCGCCGCGGAGCCGCGGCGCUGCCGCCUCGCGCGGCUCGACUGGCCGCGGCCGCGCGCGGCCCUAACCGUCGACCCGGCGCGCCUCGCCAAGCUCGAGGCGCGGCUCCAGGGCGCGGCGCCGCCGCCGCCGAAGAUGGCGCCGGACCGCCUCGCCAAGCUCGAGGCGCGGCUCCAGGGCGCGACCAUCGCGGGCGCCGCCCCUCCGACCGGCUUCGAGACCCCGGGCAAGGCCGCCGGCCCGGCGACCUUCGACGCCCCGCCGCCGCCUCCCCCAUAA
Molecule: messenger RNA, 1143 nt
Organism: Aureococcus anophagefferens
Lineage: Eukaryota; Pelagophyceae; Pelagomonadales; Pelagomonadaceae
Exons: 1
Coding region: 1-1143 (380 amino acids)
Source: RefSeq, a predicted model, not a curated record